This is a messenger RNA of Ruditapes philippinarum (Manila clam), 2709 nucleotides long. RefSeq lists its product as uncharacterized. Gene Ontology annotation, molecular function: death domain binding; protease binding. Gene Ontology annotation, biological process: regulation of apoptotic process. The transcript is spliced from 2 exons. NCBI's taxonomy places the organism in Eukaryota, Metazoa, Mollusca, Bivalvia, Venerida, Veneridae. The coding region runs from base 209 to 2437 and encodes 742 amino acids. The record is from RefSeq and is a predicted model, not a curated record.
GCAAGUGCUAUGUAUCAUAGCUUCCGGAAUAUUUCCGAAUUCUCAAUUUGGGUUUUCCUAAAAUUGUUUUCGUAAUUACUUCUCGCUAAUCAUAACUUAUAACAGUGUGUUAGCGAAUGAUAUUGAAAGGAGUUGUGUAAAAGUGUAAACAAAAGAUUUAUCUUGGUAGGGAAGAAAUUUAUUUAAACAGUAGAAGUUAAGUUUAAAGAUGGACAAUAUUCAUACUAAAACGUUACGGGAAAACCGUGUUGACAUUGUGAAUGAUCUUGAACCAAGAGGAAAAGUUCUUGACACCCUAUAUGAAGAUGGAAUCCUCACUGAAAAUGAUAUUGAAUUAGUGGCGUCUGCUUCCACGAGGAAAGAACGAUGUCAAAUGCUUCUGUCCAUUUUACCCACCAGAGGGCCCAUAGCAUAUGGGUCUUUUCAAAAAGCAUUAAAAAAUGGACAGUAUGAAUUCCUUGCAGAUAAGCUAGGUACGGAAUUACAAGAACCACGUGAAAACACUGAAGUCAAAACUCAUGUUGACACCGCUUUUCAAACAAAAAUGUGUCAAAAAUGUUGGACAUUUAUUGAAAAUAUGAAGUCUGAUGGAACUCGUCUAAAUAACAUCCUUUUGAAGGUCACUGGUGAAAACUGUUGUCUUUUGUUAGAUAAUAUUGAACCGAAAGAUGUUAUUGAUCAACUUUUCCAAGAUCACGUGAUAACAGCAGACGACAUUGACGUGGUUGUCACAGAAACAACACGAAGAAGCCGUUGCGAAAAAUUGUUUCAAAUUUUACUCCAUACAGAAGCUGAAAGUGUAUUCGAGAGCCUUAAGCUGUCACUGGUAAAAAAGUAUUCGUACAUUGUCGAAAAUAUAACAAAACAUUCAGAUGAAAACAAUGUUGAAGAACACAGAUUUUAUACAAGGACACAAUCUGAAAAUAAAGAUGUAAGGCAUGAUGAUGACAAAGGUUCAGGUAUAAUCAGAGGUCCGUGUAUAAACGGAAGUGACGUAGCCAUGGCAGCGCUUAAAAUUUCGUCUUUUGAAAUUGAUCAGGAGACGCCUGUGAAAGAACCGGUAUUGACAACUGGCGACAUUAAAAUAAAAGAUGAAUCAAGAGAAUUUGGUCUGAAUACUGUGGACGGCGCUGUAGUUGUUGCUCCCGCAAAGCAGGUUUUAUCAUCAGUGGGUAAAAAAGAUCGCGGGAAAAAAGACAAAUGGAAAGAACGUUCUUCAUACGAUUUGGUGAAAGCUGAUAAUGUUCACUCAAAUGAAAACCCUGGAGCAGGAAAUACUGAGGAUUUUGAAAAAUGUAAUACUACGAAAUCCAUCGUUUCGAAAAGAAAGCAGAAAAAGAAAGUGAAGAUCUGUAAUCGUUUGGAAACGGAAAUGUCAAAACAAGUUACUCAUAAUCAAACGAAGGACAGAAAAGAAAUAGUACCAAUGCAGAUGACGGCAAUCCAAAGUCAACAACCAAGCAGACGACUGGCUGUAGCAUUCAAUUACUUGAGCACGCUAAUUAACCAAGGAGAUUUCACGAAAUUCGAAGACAUUUCUUUGAGGCUUCAAACAAACUUUCCUUUCAAUUACGAUUUGAUGUGCAUAAUUGGGUACCUUCAAACAAGUCGAGAUUUGUUCCAAACAAAUUUUGACUCUGCAAAAACUCGAAUAGAUGAAACAAUGGCACUACUUCCCAGAACGAGUAACCCUCGCUACUUUAUGCUCGAACUGUUCACCGCCAAAACACGCAUGUACAUUACUCGUAAAAAGUUAGAGAAACUACAGACGACACUUGAUGAAGCGAUGAUGAUUCUAGAAACUGACCCUGUCGGCUGUACUGGCAGGGCAGCUGGGUGGUUGUACAUCAAUGACGCUCGCAACAAAACAGCUCAACUCUCAUGCUUGAAUCUCAGAAGUCCGAACGCUUGUCAAGUAUACGAGCGUUUAUACGACGGCGCUAAGUCAAGCUUUCAGAGGUCGAUGACAAAUUUUAAAAGAGAUGGCGGGAAAGACGGGCCGUUUGGUUUCGGCUACGCUUUGUGCAGACUGGUAAUUUUGUUGUUACGCUGUGGAGACAAUGGACUGACAAUGGAAACCCUAACUCCCUCUGAAGACAACAUUCGAUCUGCUGGCCAGUAUCUGAACCAUUUGGAAGAUUCGGAUAUAGUUAUCUCAAAAAUCCUCGACAUGCAUUUUCGUCUGGCUAAAUGUGAUUACCAGUUCAGACGCGGAAAUCCCGUGCGUGCCUUAGAGCAUGCGCAAAUCGCCCAUGACCUCGCAACAGAGUUAAGACUUCUUGAGUUCACAGAGCAUGCGUACAACAGAGUAGCUUACUUGAAAUCAAAGUCAUCAAUAGUUAGUGUGUCGGAUGAAAUCUCGGAAGAGGAUGUACACAAAAUAUUAUUUGAGGAGACAUCUGGCAGUGAAUGUGAUACUCAAAAUGAACAAUUAUAAUGCUUCCGGUCAGCAAAGGAAUAUACAAUGUACAUGUCUUUGUACCAAACACGUGUGAUACCAAAUUUACUAUGUCCAUGUUUAUGUGAUAUUUUUAAGCUUAUGUCGCCCUUUUGGGACAAUAAUACUCACUUUUGUCACUCUAAUUUAUCAUGAACACAAGCAAUUAUUUUCUUACCAACUCAAUUGUAACAUGUUCAUCAGUGUCAAGGUCGUUGUAACAGUUUCUGUAACAUAUAAAACUAUCCGAGGAGAUUUCUUCUUUAGUAGCA